AUGAGUAAUAGGGAUCCGGGACUUUUGCCAAGUAGAUGGUUGCAUUGUCCACGCAAGUCUUCUGAAAUAAUAGCCGAGAAGUUUCUUGCUUUCAAAACGCCUUUAGGUUCCGAGUUCAAUGAUAAAGUUCCUGAAAACAAUCGUUUCACUCCAUCAAUGCUCUUUGAUUACAUGAAAGGUUUAAGGAUGAAACUAGGUCUUUGGAUUGAUCUCACUAACACCUCUCGGUUUUAUGAUAAAAGAGAAAUUGAAAGGAUGGAUUGUAAAUAUGUUAAAAUGGCUUGUCGGGGUCAUGGUGAAACACCAUCUGAAAAGCAAACAAGGAAGUUUAUAGACAUUGUUUCUGAAUUUAUUUCCCAAAAUCCACUUGCAGUUAUUGGUGUACAUUGUACACAUGGGUUUAACAGAACUGGAUUUCUAAUAGUUUCCUAUAUGGUAGAGAAAUUUGAUUCAAGUGUUGAUGCAUCAAUUAUAGAAUUCAGUAGAAAAAGACAACCAGGAAUAUAUAAACAAGAUUAUAUAAAUGAGCUAUUUAGACGAUAUGAUAGUGAUGCUGACCCUAUGGCAGCUCCAGAAAGACCGGAUUGGUGCAUUGAAGAAGAAAUAGAUUAUGAUGAUGAUGAUGAUGAUAAUGAUAAUGCUCCCAGCUCCUCACAAGCAGCAGAAUCAAAGAUGUAUGGUCCACCAAAGUCAAAGAAACGUCGAAAAGAGGCUAAAAUCAAAAAGACUGAAUUCAUGCCUGGAGUACACGGAGUGGAUCCGUUUGAUUCCCAACCACGUCUUAGUGAAAUCCAGAAAAAGGCACAACAAUUCUGCAAAUGGAGUGGUUCAGGGUUCCCAGGCUCACAGCCUGUGUCUAUGGAUUUGGAGAAUAUUUCUAAACUGAGGGAGAAACCUUACCGCGUGUCGUGGAAGGCUGAUGGUGUCCGGUUUAUGAUGUUAAUAGAAAAUGAAAAUCAAGUGUAUAUGAUUGAUAGAGAUAACUGUGUGUUUCAAGUUCAUGGUUUAAGGUUUCCUCACAACAAAGCUAACAGGCAUCUACGCGACACUUUACUCGACGGGGAAAUGGUAAUUGACAAAGUUGAUGACAAAACGAUUUUUAGAUACCUUUGCUAUGAUAUUAUCAGGUUUGAAAAUCAAAAUGUUGGUAAAGAACCAUUUUUCCCGGUGAGAUUGGACUGCAUUACAAACGAAAUUAUGAAUCCCAGAAACCGUGCCAUCAGCGAGGGUCUUCUUGAUAAAAACGCUGAACCAUUUCGGGUCGUAAAAAAGGAUUUUUGGGAUGUCUCAUUGGCUGAGAGAUUACUUACAGACAAAUUCGCCAGUACAUUGCACCAUGAGCCUGAUGGUCUUAUCUUCCAACCGUCUCUCGAUCCAUACAUUCCUGGUGCGUGCGAAAACGUCUUAAAAUGGAAACCAAGCAACAUGAACAGUAUCGACUUUAGGCUCAAUAUUGUGACCCAAGAAAAACCAGGAAUGCUAAAAGAAAAAGUGGGACAAUUAUAUGUUGGUCAGGAUGAUAGACCAGUAGCUACUAUAAAAGUGACAAAGGCCAUAAAAAACCUUAACAAUAAAAUAAUUGAAUGUCGCUUUGAAGACGACAAGUGGGUGUUUAUGCGCGAGCGAACAGAUAAAAGCUAUCCUAAUAGUUUUAAAACUGCGAAAGCUGUCUUCGAGAGUAUCGUAAAUCCAGUUACCAAGGAUUAUUUACUGUAUUGCAUAAAUAAGAGGUAUAAGAAAGAAUCACUUAUGCCUCCACCAAUAAGACACUGA
Molecule: messenger RNA, 1773 nt
Organism: Pieris macdunnoughi
Lineage: Eukaryota; Metazoa; Arthropoda; Insecta; Lepidoptera; Pieridae
Source: the annotation of a GenBank genome assembly